Molecule: messenger RNA, 3619 nt
Organism: Terrapene triunguis (Three-toed box turtle)
Lineage: Eukaryota; Metazoa; Chordata; Testudines; Emydidae
Gene: PYGM
Product: glycogen phosphorylase, muscle associated
Exons: 16
Coding region: 158-2311 (717 amino acids)
Biological process (GO): glycogen catabolic process
Cellular component (GO): cytoplasm
Molecular function (GO): pyridoxal phosphate binding; glycogen phosphorylase activity
Source: RefSeq, a predicted model, not a curated record
GGGCUGGGCAGAGCAGAGAUCCAGGCUCCUUGGUGUCCCUCCUGGCAGCUCCUGCUCGCCCGGCUCCCUGGUGCCGCAGUGCCAGGGCCUGUGUCGCCCCGCGUGAAAGCCCCCGCUGUGUGCACAGACUAGCCAGGGCCCUGCCGGAGGCUGCAGGAUGUCUCUGCCGCUGUCGGAUUAUGAGAAAAGGAAGCAGAUUAGCGUGCGGGGCCUCGCCGGGGUGGAGAAUGUCUCCGACCUCAAGAAGAACUUCAACCGGCAUCUGCACUUCACGCUGGUGAAGGAUCGGAACGUGGCCACCCCCCGCGACUACUACUUCGCCCUGGCGCACACGGUGCGCGACCACCUGGUGGGCAGGUGGAUCCGCACCCAGCAGUACUACUACGAGAAGGACCCCAAGCGCAUUUAUUACCUGUCGCUGGAGUUCUACAUGGGCCGCACCCUGCAGAACACCAUGGUGAACCUGGGGCUGCAGAAUGCCUGCGACGAGGCCACCUACCAGCUGGGCCUGGACAUGGAGGAGCUGCAGGAGAUCGAGGAGGAUGCUGGGCUGGGGAAUGGGGGCUUGGGGCGCCUGGCAGGCCUGGAGUGGGUUGGUGAAUGCCCCAUCCUCACCUGUCCCUCCUUCCUGCAGUUCUUCGAGGGCAAGGAGCUGCGUCUGAAGCAGGAGUACUUCACGGUGGCGGCCACCCUGCAGGACAUCAUCCGCCGCUUCAAAUCCUCCAAGUUUGGCAGCCGGGACCCCGUCCGCACCUCCUUUGAUGCCUUCCCUGACAAGGUCGCUAUCCAGCUGAAUGACACUCACCCCUCCCUGGCCAUCCCUGAGCUCAUGAGGGUGCUGGUUGAUAUCGAGAAACUGGACUGGGACAAGGCCUGGGACAUCACGGUGCGGACCUGCGCCUACACCAACCACACAGUGCUGCCUGAGGCCCUGGAGCGCUGGCCCGUCCAUCUCUUGGAAACCCUCCUGCCCCGGCACCUGGAGAUCAUCUAUGAAAUUAACCAGAGAUUCCUUGAUAAAGUCAAUGCCAUGUUCCCUGGGGACUUCGACCGGCUGCGGCGCAUGUCCUUGGUGGAGGAGAGCGGCAUCAAGAGGAUCAAUAUGGCGCACCUAUGCAUCGUGGGCUCCCAUGCCAUCAACGGGGUCGCCCGCAUCCACUCCGACAUAAUCAAGAAGUCUGUCUUCAAGGAUUUCUAUGAGCUUGAGCCGCAAAAAUUCCAGAACAAAACCAAUGGGAUCACACCUCGGCGCUGGCUGGUUCUGUGCAACCCAGGGCUGGCUGAGGUCAUUGCCGAGCGUAUCGGGGACGAAUACAUCUCUGACCUCGACCAUCUGAAAAAGCUUCUGGCCUACGUGGACGAUGAGGGAUUUAUCCGGGACGUUGCCAAAAUUAAACAGGAGAACAAGUUGAAGUUCGCUGCCUAUCUGGAGAAGGAGUAUAAGGUGAAAAUCAACCCGAACUCCCUCUUCGACGUGCAGGUGAAAAGGAUCCAUGAGUACAAGAGGCAGCUGCUCAACUGCCUCCACGUCAUCACCCUUUACAACCGGAUCAAGAAGGACCCCAACCAGCAUUUUGUGCCCCGGACUGUCAUGAUCGGCGGCAAGGCCGCCCCUGGCUACCACAUAGCCAAGAUGAUCAUUAAGCUGGUCACAGCAAUUGGGGAUGUCAUCAACAACGACCCCAUCAUCGGCGACCGCCUCAAGAUGAUCUUCUUGGAGAACUACCGCGUCUCCCUGGCUGAGAAGGUGAUCCCAGCGGCCGACCUGUCCGAGCAGAUCUCCACGGCCGGCACAGAGGCCUCGGGCACCGGCAACAUGAAGUUCAUGCUGAAUGGGGCGCUGACCAUUGGCACCAUGGACGGCGCCAACGUGGAGAUGGCAGAGGAGGCGGGCGAGGAGAACUUAUUCAUCUUCGGCAUGCGGGUGGAAGACGUGGAAGAGAUGGACAGGAAAGGCUACUGUGCCAAGGACUAUUACGACCGCAUCCCGGAGCUCAGACAGGUGAUCGACCAGCUGAGCAGCGGCUUCUUCUCCCCCAAACAGCCCCAGCUCUUCAAGGACAUUGUCAACAUGCUGAUGAACAAUGACAGGUUCAAAGUGUUUGCGGAUUACGAAGCCUACAUCAAAUGCCAGGAGAAUGUCAGCGCCCUCUACAAGAACACCAAGGAAUGGACCAAGAAGGUCAUUAAAAACAUCGCCACCUCGGGCAAGUUCUCCAGCGACCGCACCAUCGCGCAGUACGCCCGUGAGAUCUGGGGCGUCGAGCCCACCCACCACAAAAUCCCUGCGCCUGAUGAUCCCCGUGAAUAGCCCCCCUGAGGCCUGCCUGACCCUGCCCCCCGUCACCAACCAAGCUCCACCGGGUGCCAGCAAACAACAGACACUGCACUGGCUUCCCCCAGAUGCUCAGCAUGUCCCCCAUUGUGUGUGUGGACCUUCCCCCCUCUCUGUGUGGGGGAUCCCCCCUGCACCCCACCCAGGGAGAACUGGCCACUACUUCCUGCCUCUGCCUAGCUGAGGAUAAGCAGAGGGACAUUUGGAUUCCUGUCCCUUCCUUCUCCCCGCCCCCCAAUUCCAUAGGGUUGGGGGAUGAAGAAACCCAGAGAAAAGGGAUGCAGGGGGUUAACUUCCCCCUCCCUUCCCCCCAUAACAUGCUAUUUAUUUAAGGGUGAGAAAUUCCCCCCCAUUAUAACCCCCCACCCAACCCACUUAGGGGGUGAACACCCAGCUAUAUUUUGGGGCACACCCGUUCUGUAGGUUAAAAUCCCAUGGUCACCCAUCUACUAACAAGGCAGAAGGUGUGACAGUUCCCUAGGGGGAGGGAGGGGAGGCGUGGGAGUUGUCCUUCACAGGCCCCCAGCACUGUGACCCUCUUUCUAGCGCACCAUUUUUGCACCCCACUCCACCCCCCCCUUUGCGUGUGAUUAUCUGGGGUGGGGUGCCCUGCCUCUGCUACCCUGAUGUGGUUUUAAAUUUGGGGGGAUCAGUCCCCACCCACUGGUGACUUAUAAAAUAAACAGAGUCACUCCACCCACCCCCACCAGCUUACAUCUCUGUUCAUACAUCCGUCCUCCCGCCCCGCAUUUCCCCCUUAGGCGGUCUCAGUGCCUGGUGCUAACCCCCACAUAGCCCAUUGCUACAACUUGGAGCAUUGUGUGUUGUUUUUUUCCUUCCUGGUUUGUGGGAAGCCGGUGGGCGUGGGUGCCAGGACUCCUGGGUUCCAUCCCUAUUGCUGUACCUCAGUGAAUACUGUUUUUCCUGGGCCAUGAGACUCCUAUCCUACAGCCAAUAGAACCCGGAAUACGUCCUGCCAUAUACUUGCUGACUGUUUAGGGGGCAUUUAUGUUUAUUAUUUUUAGGGGUCCUUUAUAACUUAUGGCAGGGAAUCUGUGCAAAUACCCUGUGACUUUCAACUCUUAAUGUGGGACAGGGGGAAUGGAACAGGCUGGGGAUUUGUUGGUAAUUUUAAUGAUAACCCCAUAUGUGUGUGUCUCAGCCACCGCCCGCACUGGGCUGGGAGUCCUAGGAGCUGUGGGGUAUGCUGCUCUACCCACCACUUUCCCCAGCUGUGGAGGGUCUGGGGCUGUGAGCCAGCAAUAAAGAUGACACUCAACACUC